Trichomycterus rosablanca is the source of this 1314-nucleotide messenger RNA. RefSeq names its product proton-coupled zinc antiporter SLC30A8-like. Bases 31 to 1053 code for a protein of 340 amino acids. Gene Ontology annotation, molecular function: zinc ion transmembrane transporter activity. Gene Ontology annotation, cellular component: plasma membrane. NCBI's taxonomy places the organism in Eukaryota, Metazoa, Chordata, Actinopteri, Siluriformes, Trichomycteridae. The record is from RefSeq and is a predicted model, not a curated record. Gene Ontology annotation, biological process: insulin secretion; response to glucose; zinc ion transmembrane transport. The transcript has 9 exons.
GAGCUAGUACUCAAGAACAAAGAUGCUAAAAUGUACACCAUAUUACGGGAAAGUGGUGAGACAAUGCAAAAGGACAGGAAGCACUGUCAUGACAGCAGUCGCGCUUUUGAGGACCGAGAGCAAGAGAAGAAAUCUGCCAGAAAACGACUGUACAUCGUCAGCGCAGUUUGUCUGGUUUUCAUGGUGGGAGAAAUCUUAGGUGGGUAUUUUGCUGGAAGUCUGGCAGUAAUGACAGAUGCUGCUCACCUGCUUGUGGACUUUGCCAGUUUCAUAAUAAGCCUGUGCUCUCUUUGGCUAUCAUCCAGGCCAGCUACAUACAGACUUAAUUAUGGUUGGCAUCGUGCAGAGAUCCUGGGUGCUCUGCUGUCUGUCUUCACUAUCUGGUUGGUGACCGGUGUGUUGGUGUAUCUGGCAGUGGAACGUCUUAUCACUGAAGAUUAUGAGAUUGAGGGCACCAUUAUGCUCAUAACUUCAGGCUGCGCUGUGCUGGCCAACAUCAUAAUGGCACUCACCUUGUUCCAGACAGGGCAUGGACACAGCCAUGGACAUGGAUCUGGAAAAAAGAUGCAGGAAAAUGCCAGUGUGAGGGCUGCCUUUGUGCAUGUGAUUGGAGACCUUCUACAGAGCAUCAGUGUGCUUAUUAGUGCUAUCAUCAUCUUCUUCAGGCCUGAGUACAAGAUUGCAGACCCUAUAUGCACCUUCCUGUUUUCUAUCUUCGUCUUGUUCACCACAUUCACCAUCUUGAGAGACAUUUUGGUGGUACUGAUGGAAGGAACACCAGCAGGUGUAAACUAUAAGGAAGUGAGAAAUCUGAUGCUCUCCAUCAAGGGAGUAAAAACUGUCCACAACCUCCACAUUUGGGCACUAACCGCCAACCAGGCUGUUCUUUCUGCCCAUGUUGCAAUAGUUGAUGAUGCAGAGCCACAGGUUGUGCUUAGAGAAAUCACACAGUCCUGCUUCACCACCUACAGCUUUCACUCUGUCACCAUCCAGUUGGAGCAGCAAUCAGACCAGAGACCAGACUGCAGCCUUUGCCAGGAUCCCAAAAUCUAAAUCCACCAGGCAUAUGCUCCCUUAAUAUCAAGGUUGAGGAGCCCAGUUAAAUAAAAAAAAAAUGCAUGUUUACCAGUCAAACUGAAGGUUCACUGAGCUACUCAAGUUUGGGCCAUAAAUCUCUUUUUCUUGAUUGUCAUCAGUGGCAAGACAAUGUGAAAAUCAAAUGUGAAUAAAUAAGAAGGCCAAUUUUCCAAAGUUAAAGGUUUUUGUGUAUUGUUAUUGAUACUCUACUGUGUUUUCCUAUUUACUAUAUGUUAU